UUCCAUCAUGCCUAAUUCCUCUCUCCUUCCUCUCUCCACUUUCUUCAUCAUCUUCUUCUUUGUAUCAGCGGCCGAUUCGUUUGAUGCAAGUUGCAAACCAAGCAUGUGCGGCGACACUAACAUCAGCUAUCCAUUUUGGAAACUCGAUUCUCCCGCUGUUGCCGCCGGCGGCGGUGUUUUCCAUUGCGGUUAUCCAGGUUUUGGAGUUGAUUGUUCUUCCGAUAACAGAGUACUCUGGAAUCUAUCGCGCGAAACCUACUUCGUUGAAAAUAUCAAUUACACCGAUUACACCUUCAGACUAAUAGAUGCAGAUCUCAGUCAAACAUGCCCUAGGGCUCGUCAGAACGUCUCAAUUGAAAAACUGCCUUUGGAAUUCCCGAGGUCAAAUCUGAAUCUGACUUUCUACUUUAAUUGUAGCGGCAGAGGCGGUUUGAUGAACGAAUUGAAUGAUGAUAUAGAGUGUAUGCGAUUCAAUGAGAAGAAGUCAUUUGUAUUUGUGAAAGGGGAGGAACCAGGUAUCAUUAUCAGAGGUAUGGAAUGCGAUGAGGUUGUGGAAGUGACGGUGGUGGACGGAGAGAUCGAUCAGUCUGGUAAUUUGAGAGGAAGAUUUGCGGAUGCGAUGAACAAAGGAUUCGAUCUGAACUGGAAACAUCUGGCGGAUUGUGCCUUGUGCGAAGAAUCAGAUGGGCAAUGCGGGAUGAAUAAGAUUAAUGAUGGAACAGAGAAUUUCUUGUGUCUUUGCAAAAACAACUCAACCCAUCCUUCUACCUGCCAACCAGGGAAAAAAAGGGAUAAAAAAUUGAAGGUUAUUAUCGGAGUUAGCACGUCAAUAGGUACCCUUCUUAUUGUGGGUCUUGCAUUCAUCCUCCAUCGACACUACAAGAAGACACGAUAUUCUUCAACUAAUUCGUCAUGGAUAACCUCUUACGCCUCUUCAUCGAAAACUCGAGAUCUCGAAAACGCGAGCAACUACUACGGGGUCCAACUCUUCACCUAUUCCGAUCUCGAAAAAGCCACCAACCAUUUUGAUUCCAAGAAACAACUCGGAGACGGAGGCUUCGGCUCGGUGUACCUAGGUAAACUCCGCGACGGCCGUCAAGUGGCCGUCAAGAGACUAUACGAAAACAACUAUAGAAGAGUCGAACAAUUCAUAAAUGAAGUCGAGAUCCUCGCUCGUAUCCGCCACCAAAACCUCGUAACACUCUACGGUUGCACCUCAUACAAAUGCCAAGUCCUUCUCCUCGUAUACGAAUACAUUCAAAACGGAACCUUAGCCGAUCACCUCCACAAACCUGGCUCACUCUCGUGGACCACGCGAAUGAGCAUUGCGGUCGAGACAGCAAACGCGCUCGCGUAUCUCCAUGCCUCGGAAGUAGUCCACCGAGACGUGAAAACAAAUAACAUCCUCCUUGAUCAAAACUUCUCCGUUAAAGUCGCGGAUUUUGGCCUCUCUCGACUUUUCCCAACCGACGUCACCCAUGUCUCAACCGCCCCUCAAGGUACCCCUGGAUACGUCGAUCCGGAGUACCAUCAGUGUUACCAACUAACAAACAAGAGCGAUGUUUAUAGUUUUGGAGUAGUUCUCGUGGAGUUGAUAUCGUCUAAGCCAGCAGUGGACAUAACAAGACAUAGACACGAGAUUAACCUCUCCGCUAUGGCAAUUAACAAGAUACAAGGUAAGGCUUUGCACGAGCUGGUGGAUGUAACGCUCGGAUUCGAGUCCGAUUAUAAGGUGAUGACGAUGAUUACUAGGGUCGCCGAGUUAGCGUUUAUGUGUCUGCAAGACUCGAGAGACUUGAGGCCGACUAUGGAUGAGGUGGUGAGUGUUUUGGUCGAGAUUCAAAGAGACGGAUUCGAUAGAAAGGAAGAGGCGGAUGAGUUGGAUAUAUUGGAAGAUGACGAUACUUUUCCGCUAAAGAGCGAUCCUCCAACUAUGUCUCCGAAGUCUGUAACUGUCGAAUGGAUUAGCGAGUCGUCGACGAGUCACUAACCCUAAACCCGAGUGUCAAAAUUUGGUGUAAAAAAAAUCAAGCAUGCAUGCAUGAAUGAUUUAUCUUUGAGAUUUUUUUCAAUAGGAUUUAUGUACAUUUGCUAGAAUGGUUUAUUUCUUACUAUUAUAUAAUAAUUAUUUUAUGAAUAUUUGAUUCAUAAAUUAAGCUUAUAUAUGCAA
This is a messenger RNA of Impatiens glandulifera, 2170 nucleotides long. RefSeq names its product LEAF RUST 10 DISEASE-RESISTANCE LOCUS RECEPTOR-LIKE PROTEIN KINASE-like 1.2. Gene Ontology annotation, biological process: protein phosphorylation. Gene Ontology annotation, molecular function: protein kinase activity; ATP binding; polysaccharide binding. The transcript has 2 exons. The record is from RefSeq and is a predicted model, not a curated record. The coding region runs from base 8 to 1990 and encodes 660 amino acids. NCBI's taxonomy places the organism in Eukaryota, Viridiplantae, Streptophyta, Magnoliopsida, Ericales, Balsaminaceae.